AUGAAGUUUCGGCACCCAUCCCAGGAGAAAGCUGGCUGCGAGGAGGCAACUGCGUGGACCUCCCUCUGGGAAGAAUCUGGGGGCGCCUGGCUACGAAGUCUCCUAGCAACUGGAAAACAAACCACUAAAGCUGGUGGUCACCCGGGGGCUAGAGGUACCAUGGAGAACAAGAAGUGGCUGUUAGCCCCAGGGCCACUGGAACCAAUGCCCCUGGGCAUGAACUGCAAGCCCUGGUACAAAGACAAAUUACCUUCCAAGUGUUUUGCAAAUCACAAGAAGAAGCUUCUGAAGUUCCCCACCUCCCUGGACAGCCGGAGGUGGAUAUUUGUGAAAGAGGGGCUGGAUGACUUCAGAAGGGGGUGUCCACCUUGUAAAGGUCUGAUCACUCGCAGCCCUAAGGAGGGCUUUCUCCCUGUGAUUACUCACAGAGUUCCCCAACCUGCCCCAACAAAGAGUCAUAAAAAGCUGACCAAGGAAGCAGACCUGUUUUCUACUCUCUCACCAGCCCAGCUAGCACGGAAGGCAUUCUUAGAGGACAUUGAGGCCCAACUGACUGAGCAUCCCUUGGCUCUCGACCCAGAUUUGGAGAAAGAUCUACCUGCAGAGCUCUUACUAAAGGUGCUGGAAGUGCUGGAUCCUGACAGGAAGCUGGAGGCCACUUGGGCUUCUUGUAAGAACACUGAGAAAAGAAGGAAGUCUCCCACAAAGCGUUGUGAGAAAUGUCCUGCCAAAGUUGAACUUCCCAAGAAGACUCCUGGGUCACAUCCAGACAAAGUGCCUCCUGAAGAAAAGAAAUCAAGCACAGAUGAUUUGCUCAAAAUUUCUCCUCUUCAAAGAAAAGUACCAAGAGAAGUUCGUAAAUUCUGCAAAUGGGUUGCUACUUUAGGAGACUUGGGCAUUGAUGAAGAGUUCAUCAUGAAACAAUUUGACCUUGGCUAUGAGUGCAAACUAACCCGUAAACUGGUCUGCCUGAAGAAAGUAAACCAGGUUCCUAUGGAUCUAAAGAACAGGAAGGGGCUAGAUGAGAUGGAGGGCAUAAGAUUCUCCUUACAGGAUAAAGAUUGGGAGAAGAAACUCCAGCCACCAGAGAAUCCUUAUAAACCCAAUUGGGUGAAAAUGAGGUAUGGAGCAUGGUACCUGAAGCCCAAGUUGUGGAAAAAGCUAAUAAAUGAUGAACCUUUGAUUGACCCCAAGGUCUUACUUGAAGGUCAAGAUGGUAGUUUUGGAAAGAAGGUUCCUGAAAAGGAUAUUAUUGAAGAUCUUUAUGGAACAAUUGCCUUUAAAGAUUUCAUUCAACUCAAGGGCUACAGGAUGCCAGGCUUCCUUGAGAAGUUGUUUACCAGGAAGGGAUGGAGCUAUGAUUCUGUUAAGACUCCUAUAGAACGAGUAAUGAAAAUACACCCAAAUAUAGAAGAAGAUCCACAUGAAGAUGUUUAA
Messenger RNA from Lynx canadensis (Canada lynx), 1437 nucleotides. RefSeq names its product protein FAM47E-like. The coding region runs from base 1 to 1437 and encodes 478 amino acids. The record is from RefSeq and is a predicted model, not a curated record. The transcript has a single exon. NCBI's taxonomy places the organism in Eukaryota, Metazoa, Chordata, Mammalia, Carnivora, Felidae.